Messenger RNA from Aspergillus calidoustus, 702 nucleotides. The record is from the annotation of a GenBank genome assembly. NCBI's taxonomy places the organism in Eukaryota, Fungi, Ascomycota, Eurotiomycetes, Eurotiales, Aspergillaceae.
AUGGUCGCCAAUCACGGUCUCACGGGGAUGCUCGGGGAAGAUGGAAUCCACGUCGAUAUGAAUCACUUGAAAAGCGGCGAGGUCAACCUAGGAACAUCCAUCAUGGCCAUCAACUUCAAGGACGGUGUUAUACUGGGCGCGGAUAGUCGGACAACAACCGGAGCGUACAUUGCCAAUCGAGUUACCGAUAAAUUGACCCAGGUUCACGAUACCAUUUGGUGCUGCCGAUCCGGAUCAGCUGCAGAUACACAAGCCGUUGCCGACAUUGUCUCGUACCACCUGAACAUGUACUCCAUCGUCAACAACGAGCCCCCAAGCACCCAGGUUGCAGCAGCGCUGUUCCAAGAGCUAUGUUACGAGAACAAGGACAUGCUAAGCGCUGGAAUCAUCAUUGCUGGCUAUGACCCUCGACAUGGCGGCCAAGUAUACUCGAUACCUCUCGGCGGUUCGCUGCACAAGCAGUCGUACUCAAUUGGCGGGUCUGGCUCGACUUAUAUUUACGGUUACUGUGACGCAAACUGGAGGGAGAACAUGACGGAGGAAGAAGGUAUCAAGUUCGUUCGGGGAGCACUACGGGAGGCGAUCAAAUGGGACGGCAGCUCCGGCGGAGUGAUCAGGUUGGUCGUCCUGACGGCCAACGGAGCGCAACGACACCUGUAUCUGCCAGACACCGACUAUACCGGGCCUGGAGUCACCAGAUAA